Messenger RNA from Rhipicephalus microplus (southern cattle tick), 728 nucleotides. RefSeq names its product Cytochrome c oxidase assembly factor 8 (gene Coa8). Gene Ontology annotation, biological process: intrinsic apoptotic signaling pathway. Gene Ontology annotation, cellular component: mitochondrion. Lineage: Eukaryota; Metazoa; Arthropoda; Arachnida; Ixodida; Ixodidae. The record is from RefSeq and is a predicted model, not a curated record.
UGGCUGCGCUCUGCAACUUCGUUCUCCGCCGUGUUCUCGGCGAUAUGUGACUCGAAAACUCUUCGUUGUUGCGCAACAUGAAGGGCGUAAAAAAGACCCUUCAACUCCUAUCCAAGAACAGCAAAACGGGUGCUGUCAAGGUGAGCAAGGCCAAGGACACCGUUCGGCCUGAAGACGUGGAGAGGCUGUCGACUGUGGCGACAGUCGUGUCCCCUCCGCACCCAGUGUCCAACCUGCGACGUGUCGUUCUGCCCGCUCUGCCGAACGAGUCACCUGCCUGAGCUACGCUUAGGGAGCAGUACGCAGCCGUGCAGGCAUGGAACCAGGACUACUGGGUCAAGCACAAUGCCGAAUUUCAGCGGAAAAAGGAAGAGUUCACUCGGUGCAAGCUGGCCGAGUACAGGACUCAGGGAUGUCCCAGAGAUAGCGUCCCCAUUGAAGACAUGGCAUCCUUCUACAAGACCUUCCUGAAUGACAACCACCAGAAGCACAUGCAGUACAACUGGGCCUGGUACCGAAAAAAUAUUGGCCUCUUGCUGCCCGCACUGCUUGCAAGCUGGGCAUACUUCUACAGAGAAGUGUUUCCAAGUGUGGUGGGGAGGACUAAGUGAACUACCGUCAUAGGAUGUUGUAAUUGUACGCCAUGAUUGCAUUUUGUUUUUUCUUUAGAAGAAGAUGUAUAUACGUAUACUAAUAAAUUUUAGGCACCUGAAGAGUCUAAGAAUCAA